AUUUCUUUCCUUAUCCUGUCACAACUUUCACACUUAUUUUUUUUACUUUUUCUUCAUUCUUUAUACCAUGAAAAAUACAUCCACUUCAUCUAAUCUUGGGAAAAGAAAAGGUCGACCACCCAAGUCAAAAAAUCAUAACUCUGGUACUGUAGAUGAUAUCAACUUUUUGGAUGAUGAAAGUGAUUUAUCAUUUGACGAAUAUAUGGAUACUAGUGAUGGUGAAGCAAGUAACAAGAAACGUGGGCGUAAUACAAACAAACCAAAACAAAAUGAACAACCUUAUACAUUCAAAGAAGAAGAAAGUGAUAUUGACGAAACUGGUGAAACUAAAGUAGAUGCUGAUGGACAUUUAUUGGAUGGACGACAAUAUCGUGUACCAACUUUUGAAUUACCUGAACGUGGAAGGACAUUAUUUAUGUUUGCAAAGGACCCAGCAGCACUUCUUGGUUUUCGUGAUAGCUUUGUAUUUAUGAAGAAGAAUCCCAAAUUAGUUAAAGUGUAUUUACGUGAUAGUGAAAAAAGUCAUCUAGUGGAUACAAAUCGAUUACGGUCAACUUUUAGAACUCGUGAAGUCUCUGUGGUAGAAGCAAGAUCAGUCUACAAAGUAUUUGGACACAGAGUGGUGAAAAAAGGUCGACGAGGACGAGAUGAUUACUAUUAUACUGGUGAAUACGAUGAAAAUGAGGAGGUGGAUUCAGAAGAAGACAAUAAAGCACAACAUCAUAUGACAGAUGACAAAUUGUUAUCAGGAACAAAUACAUCACUAAACUCAGCAUGGGCUCAUCCUAUACAACAACAUCAACAAUCAGGUUACAAUUCAAACAUGCUUCCUUCACAUUUUAUUGGUACGGCAGGUUCAUCACCAAUGACUGGAGGAAAUAUGAUGGGAUCAGUGGUUUUAGGUAAUAGUAUUACUGGACAUCCUAUACCUAGUCCAUUUGGAUCAUUAUCAGCAACAGCACUUGCACAGCAACAAAUGGUCGCAACAGCAUCCUCUUCUGGUGGUAUUAUUGAUCCCUUGACAAAUACACCAAUAAAUAUCAAGCAAAUGAACGUACCUGUGUCUCUCAAAUCAACUUUACAGCCUCUCAAUGCUAAUAACUGGUUACAUCAUGCAGCUGUCUCUGUACGUGAUUUCAGCGCUCAACUUCAUUCUUACCGACAAAACAAUACCACGUUUUAUGAUAUUCACACCAAUGUUUACCAAAUCCCCCAUGCAAAACAAGCUAUUCCUUCUCCAAAACCUUACAAACGGCCUUCAUCUUUAGCAUAGUCAUCAUCUACACAUAUACAUUCACUUUUCUUUUUAAUACCUCCUUUGUCCUUUUAUUUAUCUAUAUACUUUGGAAUAAUAAUAAAAGCAAUAUCUAUUUGAUCA
Halteromyces radiatus is the source of this 1378-nucleotide messenger RNA. Its product is annotated as chromatin remodelling complex Rsc7/Swp82 subunit-domain-containing protein. NCBI's taxonomy places the organism in Eukaryota, Fungi, Mucoromycota, Mucoromycetes, Mucorales, Cunninghamellaceae. The record is from RefSeq and is a predicted model, not a curated record. The transcript is spliced from 2 exons. The annotation marks the transcript as partial.